GCUGUAGCAUGGUGUUUGCAAAGUUGCAUUGACUUGUGAUCAAGCAAUAUGAGUUCAGGACUGUCCUGGAAAACUGGACGGGAUGGUCGCAGGAAUUUCGGAGACCAUGACGACCGUUGGGUAGAUCAUGACAACAACAAUGACCAAGGUGGACGAGGAGGGGGAAAGUACAACAACAGAGGCAAGACUCGAGGGAAUCGUGGAUUUGGUGGCUUUUACACUCCGACUCGUGGCAGUCGUAGUAGCUACCGCAACAAGUACACCUCAAACAGUCGAUCAUACAACAAUAGGGGUUCGAGAGGAGGAAAUUCAAGAGGUGGUUACAAAGGAAGUGGAGCAGCAGGAGGAAGUGGUGCAGGUCCUCGCAACAGACUAGAUAGUGAGGGAGACUGUGACAUGGAAAAUGAAGGGUCUGGAUCAUCAUCAAGAUACUCUCCAUACGGCCGACCGGAUCGACGUGGCUCCAGAAAUUCUAGGGGAGAUUACUCCAGUAAAGGAGACUCAAGACGAGGAAGUGGCGGUUAUUCAAACAGCGGAGGAAGAUAUUACAACAGUGGCCCGCAGUGGUACAAAGUUACGAUACCAAAAGGAAAGAAAUCAGAAAAAGCAGUGCUACUUCGGUUGAUAAAUGAAAACAUUUCCACUCCAUUUAUUCCACAAAAUUUCCACUUUGAGCAAGACAGUGCUGUGUUCCAUAUACAAGACAAAGAUGUCGCAGAUGCAGUCCGUGCCCAGAGUCAAAGACACACACUCCCAAAUGGAUUCAAGAUGGUUAUUAUUGUGAAGCCUUCCUCGCCACCAUUAAACUACAUGGACAAAGAGACAAUAGAAAAACUGAAGGCGACCAUGAGUAGGCGAUAUGACUCCAGUGCUAAGAUGCUAGACCUUAGUAAUCUUUACCAGGACUCAGAAAUGUCAAAAGAAAAUGUACAUCUACCUCUCAGCAGACAAAAUGUGAUGACACAAGUGAUCACUAUUAUAGAAGAGAAUAUUCCAGAGUUGGAGGGACUGGAUAUCAGUAAUAAUCGGCUGAUAUCAUUAGAGAAUUUGUCAAAAUUGACGAAGAUAUGUCCUAAUAUUGGAAGAGUCAACCUUGGUAAAAACUCGGUGCGGCACCUUGAUGAAUUGGACAAAGUGAAAGACUGGAAACUUGUGGAACUGAUGCUGGAUGGAAAUGAGCUUUGUGAUAAGUUUGAAGAUCAAGCAGCAUACAUUAGUGCUGUACGGAAGAAAUUUCCUAAAGUUAUGAAGUUGGAUGGACACGACCUUCCGCCCCCAAUAACCUUUGACCUGGAGACAAGUACAGAAUUACCUGCCACUAAAGGCAGUUUUUUCUUAAAUGCAGAGAUCCAGGAUGUUUUGGUGAAAUUCCUAAAAGAAUAUUUUACAAUAUAUGACUCUGACAAUCGUCAGCCAUUGACUGCAGCUUACCAAGAGGAGGCUAUUUUUUCCUUGUCAGCUUCAAAAAACAAUUCAUCAGAUCAUUGGCAAGCAGGUCUGCAGACAUACUUUCCAGAGAGUAGAAAUCUGCUGCGAAAAUCACGAGAUCCAAGUCAGAAGCAGCGAGUGUUGAUGCGUGGCAAACUGAAUGUUGUGUCGAAGCUGUGUCUGUUGCCGAAAACUACGCAUGACUACAAUUCAUUUGUGGUGGAUGUUGACCAUGCUUCUACUACCCUCCUCAGCUUCACAGUAAUGGGAGUCUUUAAAGAAGCUGACGAACGUUCCGAUCGACAACCAGUGAGGGCAUUCAGCCGUCGUUUUAUAGCCCUGCCCAGAGGUCAGGGUAUGGUGAUCGCCAAUGAUAUGCUGACAGUGACAAAUGCUUCACCUAGCCAAGCACAGGCAGCCUUUAAGAACCCUGCCCCAACUCCCUCAUCAAGUCCUGUGCCUGACACAACUCCUGCUGCACCGUUUCAUCCAGCAGGGCCAAGCCUUACUCCUGAGCAACAACAGAUGGUGCAGAGCUUUUCUGCACAGUCGCAGAUGAACCUAGAGUUCUCAGUCAAAUGUCUGGAGGAACAUCACUGGAAUUAUGAUGUUGCAGGUCAAGCGUUCCUCACUCUACAGAAAGAGAACAAAAUUCCACCAGAAGCAUUUGUGAAAUGAACCAGUCCAGAGAUGAGUGUGAAAAGAUCUCAGAAAAUCUUGCUCCAAGGCAGUUUACUGAUUGAACAUAUAACUUUCUACACAGAACAGUAGCAAGCUAUUUAAUCCUGACACAAAAAACAAAUCCAGCUUGGAUUUAUUUCACUGUUUUAGAAGAGACAUAACUUAGGAGGAAAUUCUAGUUUUUAUCAAACAAGUGAACAUGGUUGGAUCUUCAGGCCAAGAGUACCACUUCAAGUAUCACUGAUUUGUAUUGGAUAUGAUAUGUGUUACACAGACUCUGUUUUAGGCCCAAUAACCGACUGGCUACACAGACUCAGGUUUAGGCCCAAUAACCAACUGAUUACACAGACUCUGGUUUAAAGACUUCAGUCAGUCUGCCUAUACAGACUGGUUGAACAGACAGUUUGCUAAAGAAUCACAUUGAGAUCAGACUUAAACAUUGCUAGAGACAUUCAAAUUACUACAAUGACAGUUUUCUUCAGAGGAAAAAAGUAAUUCCAUCCAUAUAAACAACUUGCUGUUGACUUUCCUCUGUGGUCACUUUCAUCAGUUACAUACCUGUAGUACUCUGUGACUCUUAGUACAGCUCAGAUCGGAAGGGCAGUACAUAAUGUACCUACUUUUAAAACCUGGUGGUAUACAGGCAUGUGAUAAUCUAGUCUGAAUCUUAGUCAUGCUAUACGCUCCUCAUUGGUUAAAAUCACCAGGGAUGAUGUCUGAUUGGGUUGAACCACCAGGGAUGAUGUCUGAUUGGGUUGAACCAACAGGGAUGAUGUCUGAUUGGUUAGAACAAUCAGGGAUGAUGUCUGAUUGGUUAGAACCACCAGGGAUGAUGUCUGAUUGGUUAGAACCACCAGGGAUGAUAUCUGAUCAGUUAGAACCACCAGGGAUGAUGUCUGAUUGGUUAGAACCACCUGGGAUGAUGUCUGAUUGGUUAGAACCACCAGGGAUGAUGUCUGAUAUAUCAUCAAAAUUAUUAUUUUCAAAAUGUUUUUUUGAACAUUCAUGUUGUUUAUGAAAUAUGGUAAUUUUAAAACCCUAGAUAUGGGUAAUAAAUAUUACAUAUUGUACAUUUUCAUAGAACAAAACUGUGGUUUGAUAGUGUAAACUGUGUGUGAUACAUGUUAUAAAUUAUUGACUGGAUGGAUGUUCUUGGGCUUUCUGGUAAGGGAUAUACUUGUAAAUACUUUGUCAAGUCAACUGUUUAUGAGCGAUGAUGGUUUUAGUAUGUGCGAAAUUUUAUCAUUGUAGAUUUUAUAUUCCUGAAAUUGUAUUUGUAAAAAACAUUUGUUGUUAAAAAAUAGUGAUAUUGGAAGAGGCCCAGAGAAAUCAUCAUUUAAAUUAUCUAACGUUUCAUUUCAUGCAAGGAGUGCUACAUCAUAAAAUCGGGGUUUUUUUUUUUUCCAAGAACUAAAUGUAAUAAUGUAUUUUUUAAUAAGUGAUAUUAUCUUAUCUUGAUACAUUUUUAUGUAUUUUUGUAUGGUCCAUACUUUUAACAUUUGAUUCAAAAUCCUUAAUCAAUUUCCACCAAAAUGUCAUAUUUAUUUUUCAAUCAUUGGAGGAAGAAUACAAUCUUUAAAAAAUUCCCUGAAACUAUGUCUUUUAAAAGAUUUUGAUUUAACAUUUUCACUUUGAUCAGCCAUCAUUUUUUAAUUGGUUUUGAGGAUAAAAAUUAUUACAGACAGGAAACGUAUCAACAUUCUUAAUUACUGGAGAAGUAAAGGGACAGAUAUGUGCAAGUUUUGUGUCUUUUUUUGUGUGUAGUGUAGAUAUAAUCUAUCAAGCUCUUUGUUGUACAAAUUACAUGAAAUAUAAAACAUUUUAAUUGUUAUAGGACAAGAAUUUAUUGUAAUUAUGAAAAAUAAAUUGGUGAGGUUGUAAGCCUGAGUAUAUGUCACAGCAGCUGUAUGUGUUUUUGGGGAUGAAUAUGGUGAGUGAUUUGGUAUGAUUGGUGAAAGUAUUUGUUUGAAGUCUGGAAUCUUGAGGAUAGAGGAUGAGAGGGCUGUUGUUUGUUCAAAGAUUUAUAGAAAAGUACCAUCUUUCCGUCAAAAAAAAAAAAAGAUUUUCUGUAUAGAUUUGUCAUAUUAUUUGUGAAUUGUGUAUUACUUCAUAAAUACCCUUAUGAUUCAUGACAUCAGACAAAAUGUCAAGUUUUAAUGUUUGAUAAUAAAUAUUUUCGUAGAAAACAA
Molecule: messenger RNA, 4298 nt
Organism: Ylistrum balloti
Lineage: Eukaryota; Metazoa; Mollusca; Bivalvia; Pectinida; Pectinidae
Product: nuclear RNA export factor 1-like
Exons: 24
Coding region: 49-2106 (685 amino acids)
Biological process (GO): poly(A)+ mRNA export from nucleus
Cellular component (GO): nucleus; cytoplasm
Molecular function (GO): protein binding; RNA binding
Source: RefSeq, a predicted model, not a curated record